CCCAUCAUCCUAAGGCGGGCGCGCUCGCUGCCCAGCUCGCCUGAGCGCCGCCAUAAGGGCGCAGGCGCGCAGGGCGCUGCGUGCCGGCCGGGCUGCAGCAGGCAGCACCGCGUGCGCUUCGCCGACGCUCUGGGCCUGGAGCUGGCGCAGGUCAAGGUGUUCAACGCGGGCGACGACCCGUCCGUGCCACUGCACGUGCUGUCGCGUCUUGCCAUCAACUCGGACCUGUGCUGCAGCAGCCAGGACCUGGAGUUCACCCUGCAGUGCCUGGUGCCCGACUUCCCGCCGCCCGUCGAGACCCCUGACUUCGGCGAGCGCCUGGGUCGGCAGCUCGUGUGUCUGGAGCGCGUCACCUGCUCAGACCUGGGCAUCAGCGGUACGGCGCGCGUGCGCAACCUGGCCUUCGAGAAGCAGGUGGCGGUGCGUUACACGUUCUCGGACUGGCGCAGCGCGCACGAGGCUGCGGCGCGGUGGCGCGGGCCGGCGGGCACUGAGGGCGCCGAGGACGUCUUCACCUUCGGCUUCCCGGUGCCGCCCUUCCUGCUGGCGCUCGGCUCCCGCGUGCACUUCGCGCUGCGCUACCGUGUGGCCGGCGCCGAGUACUGGGACAACAACGACGGUCGCGACUACAGCCUCACGUGCCGCAACCAUGCACUGCACAUGCCGCGCGGGGAGUGCGAGGAGAGCUGGAUUCACUUCAUCUGA
Lipotes vexillifer (Yangtze River dolphin) is the source of this 705-nucleotide messenger RNA. Its product is annotated as protein phosphatase 1 regulatory subunit 3D. Gene Ontology annotation, molecular function: protein phosphatase 1 binding; glycogen binding. The transcript has a single exon. NCBI's taxonomy places the organism in Eukaryota, Metazoa, Chordata, Mammalia, Artiodactyla, Lipotidae. The record is from RefSeq and is a predicted model, not a curated record. Gene Ontology annotation, cellular component: protein phosphatase type 1 complex. The annotation marks the transcript as partial. Gene Ontology annotation, biological process: regulation of glycogen biosynthetic process.